UGGAUAGGAUUAUUUAAAUGUACAAAGUGCAUCAAAGUGGUCCCCUAUCCUUAGAUUUGUGUCCUAACGACCCCUUCUGGAUAAAGUUUGGACACUCCUGGGCUCCAGGAAAUGUGAGGAGAGAUUGGUGUGCUUCAUUCUUUGUCAUUAGGCCUCACAGCUCAUUACAUUUCAAUUUCGUUUGGACAAGUGAUUCAUAUUGCUGUUAAAUCCAAUCCAACACAACAACGGCUAGCAGAAGUCUGCCAUUUGCAAAGCAAAUAAACAAACGAAGAGAAUCAACUCUGGUGCACCCACCCAAACACAACAGCACUUCCACAAGGAAGAAGCUACAGGACCGUGUUUACAAAAUCCUCAUUAAGGAAGUUGUGAGAUACACACAGUUGAGGGCACGCACACACACACCCACACCCACACACACACACACUACAAGCAGAGAGCAGAGCCCACCAUAUCGUAGAUAAGAGACUGCGAGAAAAAGCUGGGUCGACAGAGCAAAGCACAGAAAGAGCAUCAGACACCACAGAGAUGAGUCAAUGGACGCCACUAAGAAGCUGUCACUGCCUUCGGACCUGCUGCACCAUACGUGAAAAGGUGUGCUCGGUGAGCACUGCAAGGUGGCGUGUGACUCACACACGGCCGCAGAGAACACAGCAAAGGUCAACAACACUUUUUAUUGACGGGGACUGCAGAACGCAAAUUGCGGAAUUUUUUAUCUCCAUGGCGAGCAUUUUAUUUUAUUUAUUGGGAACUAUUUGCAGCACCAAAACUUUUCUCUUGCUUUGGGCCCUCCUGUUGCUCCACGGGCCUCUCUGCGGACAGAGCAGCCCCAUCUCCAAUACGGACCGGAGGCCUCGACCAGCUACGGGGACACGGGACGUCCUGGGAGGGGCGGCCAACCCGUCCCAUUCGGAGCAGGAGAGCAAUCCGAACAGGCAGGGGGUCCUGGAGAGCUUGAAAGAGCAGUUUUUGCAGACGUUCAACCUGUCCGGCCUGGGUCCGCCUCCACUGCCACCUGGAAGCAUACGAGAGGAGCCACCGGAGUACAUGAUGGAGCUCUACAACCGCUUCGCCAACGACCGCACCUCCGAGCCCGUUGCCAGCAUCAUCCGCAGCUUCAAAAACGAGGAUUUGUCUUCAAGUGCCGUAGGUGUCGGAGGCGUAAGGCGCCACCCACUUCUCUUCAACGUGUCCGUCCCCCACCACGAGCGCAUCACGGCCGCCGAGCUCCGCCUCUACACCCUCGUCCAGACUGACCGCCGUUUGUACGCCGGUGUGGACCGCAGGGUCACCAUCUACGAGGUGGUACCCGGUGACGGAGAUGACAACGCCACUCAUGAGAACGUUCUCGUAGAGGUAGGGGCGGAGAAGGCCGUGGCGCUGGUGGAGUUGGCUUCACGGCAAGUGUUCGGCACGGACGACGGCUGGGAAGCGUUUGACCUCACCUCUUCCGUCCUGCGGUGGCGUACGUCCGAGCGCGGCACCACGCACCGAUUGGAGGUGCACAUUGACAGCAUGGCACUUGAGGUCGAGGCUCAAGGGCUCAGGGAGGAAAACGAAAUAGAGAACUCGGCAGGAAACAUGAAGAUCGACACCAGCAACAAGGAAAAGCACAAACCUCUGCUGAUUGUUUUCUCCGAUGACCAAAGCAGCGACCAUCGAGAUAACAAGCGUGAGCUGAGUGAAAUGAUUGACCACGAAGCCAACGUCAUCCUCCAAAACGACGUAGAGAACGACUUGUGGGGCGGGUAUGACGCCGACGACGAGUCAGAGCCGGACGAAGCGGACCUGAUACAAAUGCGCUCCAAUCUGAUCUACGAUACGACCUCACGUAUCCGCCGCAACGCCAAGGGCAACCAUUGCAGGAGACAACCUCUCCAUGUGGAGUUCAAGGACAUCGGCUGGGACAGCUGGAUCCUCGCGCCCAGCCACUACGACGCCUACGAGUGCUCGGGGACGUGCUCGUUUCCGCUGACAAAACACGUCACGCCGACUAAACACGCCAUCGUCCAGACACUGGUGAACAUCAACAGUCCUCAGAGGGCGGCGCGGGCGUGUUGCGUGCCCACCAAGCUGGAUCCGAUCUCGCUUCUGUACCUGGACGACACAGGUGUGGUCACGUACAAGCACAAGUACGAAGGCAUGGCUGUAGCCGAGUGUGGCUGUAGAUAGUCGACGCUCUUGGAAAGAGACAAGCAAGUGCAUUGACCGUUGUGUCAGGUGUUGUCCGGAGUAUUCUGUACAUUGUAUUUAUUAUGAAGAAUAGUUGCCAAGUUUCCAACACAGUGGAGAUGAGGUCUCACAACUGAAAUGUUGUUCGGAACUAAACACAUUCUUCAGGGUUCUGUGGGAACUAGUGGGCCAGUGCUCCCCCCCCCGCCCCGCUUCGUCCCCCAUGACAUGUGUUUCCCUCCACUUAUCACUUGAUGCAAACACUAAUCAGCACUUCAGUGAAAUGACCUCCUUAAGGCAACCUGAACUCUCCAAGCCCGCCUCCUGUGGCCUCCUGAUACGUAGGCACCACGCAAGGAGUCCGACUGGCGAGGUUAUCUAUCCAAACCCGGUUUCCCACUCGGCAUGCCUCCAUCCCCCCCGUCCCCUCACGGCAAAGCUACAGUGAUAGCAAGGUGUUUGCGGCUGAGAAACAUGUAUUCCACCCAUCAGACAUGGACGCCAUUCCAGGCAAGGUUUGAGGUGGUGGGAUGGGGCACGGAACAAGGACCACAUUCCUGGGGAGUCUUAACUCGCUGACCCGGCCGGCACCAUCUCCUUCCAGUGCGUUUCUAGCUCCGGAGUUGGGUCAUCCAUCACUAUUUUGGGGUCCUUAUCAGCCGUGGAGCAGAAAAAGAACAGCAGUGUUGAGUUUGCUCGUCUUUUGUAAUAAGGCUUUUGAUAGCUCUGCUGCUUGGAAUAAAUGACCGACUAUUUAUUGCUCUAAUUUAUUAUUAUUUUUGAUAAAACAGAUGACUAUAUAUGUAAAUGUUCUAUGUUACCCAAUGUUGAGCAUCCAAUAAGACUAUAAGGUUGAAUCUCAUUGUUUGAGUUAAUAUAGGGCAGGGGUCGGCAACCUUUACCAGUCAAAGAGCCAUUUUGACCAAUUUCACAAAUUAUAGAAAACAAUGGGAGCCGCAAAAAAAAUUUUAAAUUUUAAAUGAAAUAACACUGCAUAUGAAGUUUUUUUUUCUGCUUUGUGCUAUGUAUAACCAGGGGUCUCAGACACGCUGCCCACAUUUUUUGAUAGCUGGUGCGGCACGC
This is a messenger RNA of Nerophis lumbriciformis (worm pipefish), 3255 nucleotides long. RefSeq names its product bone morphogenetic protein 10-like. Gene Ontology annotation, cellular component: extracellular region. The record is from RefSeq and is a predicted model, not a curated record. NCBI's taxonomy places the organism in Eukaryota, Metazoa, Chordata, Actinopteri, Syngnathiformes, Syngnathidae. Gene Ontology annotation, biological process: BMP signaling pathway. Gene Ontology annotation, molecular function: cytokine activity; growth factor activity.